ACUUUAUUCACUACUGUUAUCGCUCAAGAAUGUGUACCUUAUGAAUCUUCAUUUAUUUUUUCAUCUGGGUAUCCAGAAAUUUGGAAAAAGCCCUCAAGUGAAGUUUUUAAUACAGAAGAGUUCAUACAGCUUAACAGUUCUAUUGAUUGGUCAAAAGUACCUAAUAUUGCACCUCGUAAAAUGGUCAAUGGGGUUUUAGAUAAGACUGGUUAUUCUACUAGUGACCCUGAUUGUUGGUGGACAUAUAAUCAGUGCACAAAGCCCAAAGCCCCUGGACUGCAACCCGAUUCAAACAAUCAAAAAGCGACUAUGUUUUUUAUUGGAUCAAAUGUUGCUGAUCUUACCAACGAAGCUCAGCGUGCAUACAAGGAUG
This is a messenger RNA of Racocetra fulgida, 373 nucleotides long. Lineage: Eukaryota; Fungi; Glomeromycota; Glomeromycetes; Diversisporales; Gigasporaceae. The record is from the annotation of a GenBank genome assembly.